Marchantia polymorpha subsp. ruderalis is the source of this 1443-nucleotide messenger RNA. The record is from the annotation of a GenBank genome assembly. NCBI's taxonomy places the organism in Eukaryota, Viridiplantae, Streptophyta, Marchantiopsida, Marchantiales, Marchantiaceae.
GUAGGGAUCCAUGAAGUAACCGGAAAGCCCUGAAAACUUUGCCCUCCAAAGAUCUGGGCAGAAUGAGGCCGAUGACAAAGAUGCAAAUUUCUAAGAUACAAUGGAUCAUUCCUGCUUUGACUCCCACGGUGCUGCGAGUGUUUGUAUGCAUGCAUGCACAGCCGAGGCUGGUCACGCGAUGGUCCACUUCGCUUCUCGAGCGGGCGGUCCAGGAUCGAACUCGACAGGCCGCAGCUCUGCUAGAAUUCCUAGUCCUUUCAGGUAGGGCAGGCAGGAAGACUCGCGAGAUUCCCUUCCCUCCCUUCUGCAGCCUCCGCCACCUCAUUUUGCUGCUUGACCCGGUAAUGGCUAUGCCAUCCUACAGGUCGGGCAUCAUGGAAGACCAGGAGGCUGCCAGUGGCAUGCCAGACUUGGUCUAGGUCCAAUGUGCGUGGGGGCGGCCUCUCUGUGGCAUGGAUGAGAGCAUGGGUCGAUCGAUCGAUCGAUUGACCGACCGACUUCACUCUCCUGAGUCCUUUUCAAUGGAGAAAGUAUAGAAUGUUGCUGGCACGGUACUGCUGCUGGCGGGGGCAGGCGACCGUACUCGUCCUUGGAAGUACGAUGAUGGACCGACAUUCCAGCCGUUUUGUGGUCUACCCCUCCUCUUUUUUCUCUUUCGCGUCGCUACAACCAUGAGAUAGAACUUAUGAAAGCAGGCUGGUGAAAUCUGUUCUUAAAUGGGCUUUCAUUGAGGCCUGAUUGCAGCUGAUGUACAAACCCUCGUGUGCUGCCAUGUCUUUCCGUGGCCCUCUUACGUAAUGCAGUGAAUAUCGACAACGAGGUGAAUAGAAUCACGCAUGUUCGUCAUAAUAAUUGGAGCAAUUUCGGUUUGCCUGUUUACUUGGUCCUGCUGGUUCUGGAUUCAAAAGCAAACAUUCUUGAGGCACAUGACGCAUGCUCUCUUGGCGUCAAUGUGCCUUGGAAUUUCUUCAAAACGUUGGGUUCCAACGAACAGUGAUAUCUGCUAACGAGAUUUCAACGCCAUUGCCCUCCUUUCUGGUGAAACGGAGAAAAAAAUAUGGAGAAAUAAAGAUGGUGUGUCUCGUUGUGGUGAUCAGGCUAAUCGUGGAUGUUCAGUAAUGAAAGACACCCGGCAAGACAAUGUUCUGCUCUCUGCAUAGCUAAUCAGCACAUGUAUUUCUCGAGAACAUGGAUAACAGACUGGAAAAGCUCAUCUACUAAGAGUGCCCCGCUCUUUCCUGUUCUUGUGUCAAACGAUAUUAGACACCAGUUCACUAGCAUCUUCUUCUUUUCAUCUUAGAGACUUUUGGUUCUGCAGUAGCAUGGAUCGAAUUCAAAACGGAAUCGUAGUCUUCUUUCCUGGCCCUGUGAAACUACAAGUAACUUGAGGAGAGUUUUCAUGAAGGCUGUUCACUUUCGGCAGCAAUCAUGCAAAGUUUCGGG